UUUAUUAUGAAGUCAGUGGUGUGAACACACCCAUGAGCCGCAAAAGAGAGCACCGGGUUCUUCUCAUGGUGAUCACCAUGGUGAUCUGCUAUCUACUCUGCUGGCUGCCUUAUGGGAUCAUGGCUCUGCUGGCCACUUUUGGAGCCCCAGGACUGGUGACUGUGGAGGCUAGCAUAGUGCCCUCCAUCUUAGCGAAGUCCAGCACGGUCAUCAAUCCCAUCAUCUACAUCUUCAUGAAUAAACAGUUCUACAGGUGUUUCAGGGCUCUUUUCAACUGUGACAAACCCCAGCGAGGUUCCAGUCCGAAAAGUUCUUCAAAGGUAACUAAACCAGUUCGUCCUGGACGGCGCACAGACAACUUUACUUUUGUGGUUGCUUCAUUGGGACCCACAGUGCUGCCCAACCAGGCAAACCCAGCAGAGGACUGCCCUCUAUCAACAGAUAAUCCCAAACCUGCAGUGGUCUCCCUUGUGGCCCAUUAUAAUGGUUGAGAGUUAUUCUGCUUCAAAAAUGGUGACACUUGAAGAAAAUUUUCACACAAAAUGAGGGAAAUGCAGUGUGAGAUUGGGAGGAUUUUACAAGAAUAUUGAGUGUAAUUACUAUAACAAACGGGAAAAUGAAAAAAUCCAGAGGGAGGUUGAUUUUGUGGAGUUUAUUUUUAUGUUCUACCCGUAUAUGUGUCUGCUAUCCAACAACAGGGUGUUAUGUUCUUGCAGUAAUAUUUAGCUAGCAGUUCCUAAUUUUCUUUGAAAUGUUCUCAGAUUCUGCGGGUCUUAAGAGGACUAUUUUUGUAGACUUGUCCAAAAGGUCUGCUGAGAGAAAAAGACUAUUCUCAGUACAGUAAACAACAGCUGUCAAGUGUUUAAAAAACACUCUUUUUUGUAAUAAUCCUGAUGAGAAAACAAUAUUUGUAUCAAUGUACAACUUGAUACAAAUAUUCAUUUUUAAUGAUACAAUUAUAAAAUGAAUAAGUUCAUUUUUGAAUGGUAUUAAAACAAAAGGGUUUUUCUACAUCUAUUCAUUUUUUUUUCAUAUGAGAAGAUGGGUAAGACCUUUUCAAUGGAUUUUAAACCUUGUAAGCACUGUUACUGUAUGGCCUGUGAAUGUAUGUUACAGUUUCUAAGUUUCAUGUUUUUUUAAAUAAUAUAUAUUAUUUGUAUUUAUUAUUAUUAUUAUUAUUAUAGCUUAUAAGUAUUUGCCAAUUCAAGCAUUUUUGCUCAGAUGUUUUACAAUUACAUGAUACAUACUAUAGUGAUGUUUAAACCAAACAGAGAGAAGAAUAAAAAGGAAAAGAACGGAAAAGAUUGUAGUGUGUUAUGACAGUUAACAAUUUAGAUUGUGUGUCUGCAAAUCAAGACUUGAUAACUGCAUUUUAAGGACACAAUUUCAUUGUAGCAAAAUACUGAUGUAGGAAUGUAAAAUAUUGAUGUAUAUUUACAUGAAAUAUCUGGUCUGUAUUAUACCAUUUAUUAAUUCUCUAUAUGAUUUCAGUGACAACCACUUCUCAAUUUUUGCUUUAGAAAUUAUUAUAAUUUGUAUUGUUAGUGUGAGGCUGGAGAUUCAUGUGCUCCUGAGGAAUUCUAGCUUUAACAUUCAAUUAACAUAUCAAAUUAGUCACGUUCUCCAAACAUAUUCCAUUUAGAAACAUAUACAUUGGAAUUUACAGUGUUCUAGAUGAGCUGAACAUAAGUUCAAGGGUCUGUAAUGUUUUGAGAGUAAGAUGUUUUUAAAAGCUCUUUUAAGCAUUUUAUUCAGCUUUCUUCUGUGUGGGCUUCUACAAAUGAAGAAUGAACUUAAUAAGUUGUGCAUGACCUGUGUUUAUGUUCAUUCACCCAUGCAGAAAUGCUGUAGUCAUAUUUGUUUAUAUUUGCAAAUUUUGUGUUUAAAUCAAUAAUGCAAUAUCAGAAUAAUGCAAAAAGAGAACUCCACAGUUAACACCAGUAUUUUUGCCUUGCUAAUGGCAGUAUCUCAAUAUAAAGGAAUGCAGGCAGGUAAAGAAAUGUGGAAGACCUGCAAAUUAAGUGCAAAUUCUGGAAAUCAUCUACUGUAGCUUCAGACUGUUAAAAACUUUUCAUUAAAAUUCUACUUGUGCAAUUAAUAAUAAUAAUGUGAAAGAAACUAAUUAUGUAAAAAAUGUUAACGUCCUUCAUGUAUACAUUUCCAAACGUCCACAAUAUCAUGAAGAGGAUGAAAACUUACUGCUGUGACCUUUGUGUGUGCAGUGAAUAUGAUUUAAAAUGUAUUAUUUUACAAUAUGUAUCUUUGUAAAGUGUGAAAAUCUCAAGCCAAAGUUGUUACAUUUGAGAUCUUAUACAGUUUGAUCAAUAAAGGUCUUUUGAAAGCA
Messenger RNA from Cyprinus carpio (common carp), 2344 nucleotides. Its product is annotated as teleost multiple tissue opsin a. Gene Ontology annotation, molecular function: G protein-coupled receptor activity. The record is from RefSeq and is a predicted model, not a curated record. Gene Ontology annotation, cellular component: membrane; photoreceptor outer segment. NCBI's taxonomy places the organism in Eukaryota, Metazoa, Chordata, Actinopteri, Cypriniformes, Cyprinidae. Gene Ontology annotation, biological process: G protein-coupled receptor signaling pathway.